Messenger RNA from Schizosaccharomyces cryophilus OY26, 1766 nucleotides. Its product is annotated as V-type ATPase V1 subunit B. Lineage: Eukaryota; Fungi; Ascomycota; Schizosaccharomycetes; Schizosaccharomycetales; Schizosaccharomycetaceae. Gene Ontology annotation, molecular function: proton-transporting ATPase activity, rotational mechanism; ATP binding. The transcript is spliced from 5 exons. Gene Ontology annotation, cellular component: proton-transporting V-type ATPase, V1 domain. Bases 8 to 1501 code for a protein of 497 amino acids. Gene Ontology annotation, biological process: ATP metabolic process; proton transmembrane transport. The record is from RefSeq and is a predicted model, not a curated record.
CCAAACCAUGACUUCGCUCUUUGAUAUUAAUGCGGCUGCCGCUGUCAAGGACUAUUCUGUCAAGCCUAAAUUGUCUUAUAGCACUGUGAAUGCAAUUACUGGUCCUUUGGUAAUCCUUGAUAAUAUUCGCCGUCCAAAGUACAAUGAAAUUGUGAAUUUGAAUUUACCGGAUGGAUCAGUUCGAUCUGGUCAAGUUUUGGAAGUUGCUGGUUCGAAAGCAAUUGUUCAGGUUUUCGAAGGCACUUCUGGUGUUGAUGUCCGAAAGACUAGCAUAGACUUUACAGGACAUUCCAUGCGAAUCCCUGUAUCUGAAGACAUGCUUGGGCGCGUUUUCAAUGGUUCUGGUGUUCCCAUUGACAAGGGUCCCAGCUUGCUGGCCGAAGACUAUUUGGACAUCAAUGGUUCUCCUAUCAACCCUUAUGCUCGUAUUUAUCCCGAAGAAAUGAUUCAAACCGGUAUUUCCUCCAUCGAUGGUAUGAAUAGUAUUGCUCGUGGUCAAAAAAUUCCCAUUUUCUCUGCUGCUGGUCUUCCUCACAACGAAAUUGCUGCUCAAAUCUGUCGCCAGGCAGAUUUGGUAAAACGACCCACAAAAGACGUACAUGAUGGACAUGAAGAUAACUUUUCCAUCGUAUUCGCUGCCAUGGGUGUCAACUUGGAAACAGCUCGUUUCUUCCAGCGUGAUUUUGAAGAAAACGGCUCUCUUGAACGUGUAACUCUCUUCCUUAACUUGGCUAAUGACCCUACUAUUGAGCGGAUCAUUACUCCACGUUUGGCUCUCACUGCUUCAGAGUUUUUAGCUUAUCAAACCGACAAACAUGUUCUUACCAUUCUCACCGACAUGACUUCUUAUGCUGAUGCACUACGAGAGGUUUCUGCCGCUCGUGAAGAAGUUCCUGGUCGUCGUGGUUAUCCCGGUUACAUGUAUACAGAUUUGUCUACUAUAUAUGAGCGUGCUGGUCGUGUAGAAGGCCGUAAUGGUUCUAUAACUCAAAUUCCCAUUUUAACUAUGCCUAAUAAUGAUAUUACUCACCCUAUUCCUGACUUGACCGGUUAUAUUACAGAAGGUCAAAUAUUCGUCGACCGAGAGCUUCAAAAUAAUGGUAUUUAUCCUCCUAUUAAUGUUUUGCCUUCUCUUUCUAGACUGAUGAAGUCUGCUAUUGGCGAAGGAAUGACUCGCAAUGAUCAUGGUGAUGUAUCCAACCAACUUUAUGCGAUGUACGCUGUCGGUCGUGAUGCUGCUUCCAUGAAGUCUGUAGUCGGUGAGGAGGCGUUGUCUCAAGAAGAUCGUUUGGCACUUGAAUUUUUGGGUAAAUUUGAAAAAACCUUUGUUAAUCAAGGUGCCUAUGAAAACCGUCCUAUCACAGAGACUUUAGAUUUGGCUUGGUCGCUCCUCCGUAUCUUUCCCCGCGAAAUGCUUACACGUAUUCCCAAAAAAAUUCUUGAUCAAUACUACACUAGAUCUUCCUCAAAGGACGUUAUCGACAACUCUGAAGAUUCUUAAGCGAUUUCCGUAGCUUUACUUAGCAUAGCCCUUAUGUUAGUCUUAUAAUUUUGUUGAUCAAUGAAGGAUUUACUUUAUAUAAUGCUGUCUAUAAAUGAAUUAGUUUCUUCUUUUGAAAUUAGAUGACAAAAAACGACAUAAGGAAAACUAUUCAAGGACAUGAACUAUUAUUCAAAAUUAACAAAUACAAGUUAUCAUUCAAUACUGUCCAACCGAAAACAUAAUUUUCCUGUUUUAAACUAUGGUUAAUCGAUAAUAACGAUAU